AUGACUCCGGACGGAAUUGCACUGCGCAUCAUCCCGGACGAAAUUGGCAAUGGUGACUGCCGAGUCCCAGUCAAGGACUCCACGGACUCAAUCGUUCCUGGAAAGUCUACCAAGUUACAGGGCGCGCCUCGGAGCCCAGAGCUUGACAAUCCGCCUUUGGUUCUCUCGCCUGGGUUGAAUUUGUUCGACUCUAUGUCGGGCCUGUGCGAUGUUGUCGUUAGAAAUACGUCCUCUGACCACGCAACCGUGAGAGCUGGUUGCGUAUUGGAAAGACACGACGACUUGACUGAGACCAAGUGCGCUGAACACCAUAACCAUACGUACUAUAUACCGCCACUGUCGAGUUUCUUACUUUGCAAACUGCCUAUAUCACAGUCGGCUACGACGCCUAACAGAUACAUAGACCCUAUACCGGGUCUUACUCGAGACCGGAGAUUCGAUCUAAUCCUCCUUGAUCCGCCAUGGGUGAAUAGAUCUGUUCGACGCAGCGGACAUUACCAUACACAGCACUACCUCGAGAGCGGCCUACUGAUGCAGCGUAUUCGAGAUAUACUCAAGGUGCACUUGCAAGACAGUCAUCGCAACGUCCAUUGUGGCACUUCUGAUGAUCGUGCAUCGGUCCCAGAGCCGACCAAGAAACAGACCCAGAGCUCUAUAGCUGCCAUAUGGAUUACCAACUCUGCAAAAGCGCGGAAAAUAGCCUAUGAUGCUAUCCAAGGCGCGGGUCUUUCCGUCUGCGAGGAAUGGAUCUGGAUCAAGACCACCACAAAUGGGGAUCCUAUCACGCCGCUAGAUGGCCUCUGGCGGAAACCUUAUGAAGUUCUAGUCGUAGGGAGGAGGCAACAGGCUGGUCCAUCGGAUAAAAGGGGUGGUGGUAUUGUCACUAGGAGAUUCAUUGCCGCUGUUCCGGAUGUGCAUUCCCGGAAGCCGAAUUUAAAGGAAAUAUUUGAGAAGAUUUUCUUUGCCGAUGGUUCUCCUUCUCCUAAUUCAGAAAUUCGCACGACAUAUUCAGCUUUGGAGGUAUUCGCACGCAAUUUAACAGCCGGGUGGUGGGCCUGUGGAGAUGAAGCUCUGAAGUUCAACUCAGAGGAAUGGUGGGUUCAAGGAAAUGAUACAAGCUUGAGUUGA
Aspergillus oryzae RIB40 is the source of this 1128-nucleotide messenger RNA. RefSeq names its product MT-A70 family. The record is from RefSeq and is a predicted model, not a curated record. Gene Ontology annotation, molecular function: nucleic acid binding; methyltransferase activity. Bases 1 to 1128 code for a protein of 375 amino acids. The transcript is spliced from 2 exons. Lineage: Eukaryota; Fungi; Ascomycota; Eurotiomycetes; Eurotiales; Aspergillaceae. Gene Ontology annotation, cellular component: RNA N6-methyladenosine methyltransferase complex; nucleus.